AUGGCGCAACCCUCAUUUAAGCCAAGUGUCAAUGUUCUCAAAUAUGGACCGUGGUUACAAAAUGCCCAGAUAUCUGGCAUCACGCCACUAGCUCCCCUCUUCCCCAAAUCUAAGAUUGAUCCAACAGAACUCGAUGUUAGACAGCGAAUCGAGGAGUUUCAGCGGGAGAAAUUUGAAGGAUUUAUGGCGAGAGAGCUAGCGGAUAUGGAUGUGAUAACCGACAGAAAAUUGAAAAGUCCGACAUUGGAUAACCCUAUUAUGCCAAUUUAUAGACAGGAGAGAAGGGAAUUGCAACCUUCUCAACCGUAA
Messenger RNA from Sclerotinia borealis F-4128, 309 nucleotides. The record is from the annotation of a GenBank genome assembly. Lineage: Eukaryota; Fungi; Ascomycota; Leotiomycetes; Helotiales; Sclerotiniaceae.